Torulaspora delbrueckii is the source of this 1458-nucleotide messenger RNA. It is a transcript of the gene SLM5, whose product is annotated as asparagine--tRNA ligase SLM5. Gene Ontology annotation, molecular function: asparagine-tRNA ligase activity; nucleic acid binding; ATP binding. Lineage: Eukaryota; Fungi; Ascomycota; Saccharomycetes; Saccharomycetales; Saccharomycetaceae. Gene Ontology annotation, biological process: asparaginyl-tRNA aminoacylation. The transcript has a single exon. The coding region runs from base 1 to 1458 and encodes 485 amino acids. The record is from RefSeq and is a predicted model, not a curated record. Gene Ontology annotation, cellular component: mitochondrion.
AUGUCGAUCUUUAAGACUGCUCUCCGUGGUUAUUCUACUACGCAAGGACUGCUUCCAACAACGAUAAAGUCGCUGUACAAGCAGAUUUCCAACCCUCCGCAAACAGUUGAUCAGAUUAAUGGGUGGGUUAAAUCAGUCAGAUUGUUGAAAAAGGUUGGGUUUAUCGAUUUGCAGGAUGGUAGUUGCCUUAACGCUUUGAAAGUCGUCGUGCCAAUUACUCAAUUGGAGGAGACAGAGUUUUUAAAGAGUUUAAAGACAGGUCAAAGUGUGUCGGUUACAGGAGCUCUUUGGAAUAACACACCGCAAAGGGAACAACCUUUUGAAUUGAAGAUCGCUGAUCCUUUGAACACGUUAUCAGUCACGGGGGAUGUGUCCAAUUCAUAUCCUCUGCAGAAGAAAGCUCACUCGAUACCAUUUCUACGGUCACUACCCACUUUGAAACAUAGAACCACGUAUUUGGGCUCUCUUCUACGGUUUAGAUCUGCUAUCGAGCAUGCUAUAUCAGAAACACUUGAAUCUGAUCAGUUCAUUAAAGUUGCUCCUCCAAUCCUGACCUCCAGUGAUUGCGAAGGUGCCGGAGAAUUGUUCAAAGUGGCAAGCACAAGCGGUGAUGGAUACUUUGGAAAACCCACUUUCCUCACUGUCUCGGCACAAUUGCACUUGGAAAUCAUGGCAUUGGCAUUAUCACGAUGCUACUCGUUGAUUCCAUGCUUUAGAGCAGAGAAAAGUGAUACAAACCGUCAUCUAAGCGAAUUCUGGAUGCUGGAACUCGAGAUGUGCUUCAUCGAUGAUGUUCACAAACUUACAACCUUCGUUGAGUCGAUGUUGAGAAGAGUUGUUAAGUCGUGUUAUGACCGAAUUGACGAACUCAUUCCACAAGUUGAUUUCAGAGAUUCUCUUUCGAAAGAAGAAAUAAUAGAAAGAUGGAACUUACUUCUAAGCCCCAAACCAUGGGCUAACAUUACUUAUACAGACGCCAUCGAAAUCCUGAUCGAAAAGCAUAAGAAGGAGCCUUUUCCAAAGUACGAACCAAUUUGGGGAGAAUCUCUACAGACUGAGCAUGAAAAAUGGCUAGCGGAUAAGUACUUCAACUCUCCAGUCUUUGUCACCGAUUACCCUAGGGACUGCAAGGCAUUUUACAUGAAGCUAAACACAGAUUCUCCAGCUGGAAGAGAAACGGUUGCUUGCUUUGAUCUACUUUUCCCGGACAUGGGCGAGGUUGUUGGAGGAAGUAUAAGAGAAGAUAGUUACCAAUUGAUAUUUGAUGAGGUGGAGAGAAGAAACAUGAAUAGAUCGGGAGAACUUGACUGGUAUCUUUCUUUAAGGAAAGAAGGUACUGUUUCUCAUGGCGGUUUUGGUUUAGGACUGGAACGGUUUGUCUCUUACCUAUACGGCAAUCAUAACAUCAGAGACGCCAUUCCCUUCCAUAGAAGUGCAUCAGGGAAUAUUAACCUCUGA